Chrysochloris asiatica (Cape golden mole) is the source of this 195-nucleotide messenger RNA. RefSeq names its product serine peptidase inhibitor, Kazal type 2 (acrosin-trypsin inhibitor) (gene SPINK2). The coding region runs from base 1 to 195 and encodes 64 amino acids. Gene Ontology annotation, biological process: spermatid development; negative regulation of serine-type endopeptidase activity. The transcript has 2 exons. Gene Ontology annotation, molecular function: serine-type endopeptidase inhibitor activity; protein binding. The record is from RefSeq and is a predicted model, not a curated record. NCBI's taxonomy places the organism in Eukaryota, Metazoa, Chordata, Mammalia, Afrosoricida, Chrysochloridae.
AUGCUACUAAACAUCCUACAGUCCACAAGACAGCUUCCCACAAAGAAGAAGCAUGUGAUCGAAAGUGCAGUAUUGCUGAGUCCAAACUGCGACCAAUAUAAAUUACCAGGUUGUCCGAGGGACUUAGAUCCCGUGUGUGGGAGCGACAUGACCACAUAUCCCAAUGAGUGUUCCCUGUGCAUGAAAAUCAGGUAA